This is a messenger RNA of Cyprinodon variegatus (sheepshead minnow), 3044 nucleotides long. RefSeq names its product BCL2 like 11 (gene bcl2l11). The coding region runs from base 453 to 1181 and encodes 242 amino acids. The record is from RefSeq and is a predicted model, not a curated record. Lineage: Eukaryota; Metazoa; Chordata; Actinopteri; Cyprinodontiformes; Cyprinodontidae. The transcript has 4 exons.
GAUUGAGUUCUACCUGCUGCUGUGACAUUUCUCUUUCCCUUUUCUACUCAGCUUGUUUGUUUCAUCACCAGGGGGCGACGGCGAGCUGCCUAGGAGCCUGACGCAAAAAGAGGCGGGGUAUACUUCCUUUUAAAAAGCCUGAUUCUCUGUUUUUUCUCACAUCUAGAGAGAGAGAGCGGAAAAGAAGGUAGUUUGUUUACCUCCUCCUCCGGUAGAGUUUUUCACACCGAUUAUUCAUCCACUUUGGAGCCAUUUUCCCUUAACCGACACUGGAAUUUACUCCUUUUGUUCCACUGCUUCCCUUCUUUUGUAUUUCAUCCUUGGAAUUUAUUGUUGACAAUUUUGGAGUUGAGGACCACAUUGGAAGUCACACAACCUAUUUUUCUUUUCUCUUUUGUGGGGGUUAGAGUCAAGCUUCCACCGUAUAAAUUGGGAAAUUACGGUGAUGUCUUAUGAAUGACAUGCAAUCUUCAAGACCGCCAAACCUGCGCGAUGGCUCGACCGAAGUAACUUCAGAGGAGGGGACCGAGGGAGACCCAGCAGCCUCAGCGCGAAAACCACGUCUGUCGAAGCGCAGAGAGCGGAGCUGCGCGCUGCAGCCGGGCGCCGCUGGCACCGCAGGAGGAGGAAGGGAUCCGGACUCGGACUCGCCGCCCUGUUCCGUAAGCCCGGCCAGUUUAGACGUCUUUCGAAGCAGGUCGAUUUUCCGCCCUACUCGCCGCUCAUCCAGCGGAUACUUCUCCUUUGACUGUGACUCGCUUCCGAGCUCCCCGCUCACCCCGCACCCGGUGACGGCUGACAAAGCCACACAGACUGCCAGUCCCACGGGCCAGGUGAUGAAGCACGCCCUGCAGCGAAUGGCUGUGGAGCAGGGUGGACAGGGAGCGCCCGGGCUGCACGGACAUUCUGCCAUACCCUAUAGCGAGUGGGAGGGAAUCGCAGCACGGGAUAUGCAGUCAGAAACCUUUGGUCGUCAGCUCCGGACCAUCGGAGAUGAAUAUAACAACCACCUGCUGAGAAUGGCAGGAAGACACCGACGGAAUAUUGUCCCUCUAAACCUGAUGCCACACAUCCAACAAGAGCCAGUUGCCAUGCUCUGUGUCGGACUCCUGCUUCUCUUGAUUGGACGAAUAAUGUACUUGCAAGGCAGUACAAGCAGCCAUGACCACCCUCAGGUUUAGCUUUGGGAAAACCCAGCAGACGUAGCAUUUCCUUGAUUAUGUUAUAAACAUAUAUCAAUUUUUGACUCUUUUUUUAAUAUAUAUAUAUUUGGGACGUCAAUUACUUGUUCCUUCCCUCUGUACCUUUUUUUUUCUUUCAGGAAGGAACUCUAAAAUGUUCAUAUGUUUGAUUUUCCUAUAUGGCCACAGAGCUUCCCAUCAUUCUACCAAAGAGUCUAGAUUUGCACUCCGUUUUUUUGAGCAAAGGUGGUCAUUUCAUCUGAACAUAAUGCCUGUGGAAAUUCAGACGUGCCUUGUACAGUUUGUUGUUUACUUUAUUUCAUAUGAUUUGUUAAGUUUUGGGGGGGGGUUGUAUAUUAUUUCAUGGAGAAAAUGUGCUUUCUGGGCAAUCACACUCUGUUACCCAGGUUGUAAAAUACAUGGGUCUGAAUUUAUUUCUUUUCACCUUUGAUGCAUUUGAAAUAGAGCUGCAGUUAUAAUGUAAAAAUACAGCAGAUUAAUGGACUUUAAAAAAGUAUGAUGUAACACAUUGUUUCAAAACUGAAUUUAGAUUUUACCCGGUCAAAAUAUGUCAUUAUUUGCCAACCAUUUAUUUUUUGGUAGAAAGAUGAAUUAUAUUGUGACAACCCGGUCAACUUUUACUUUUGACAUGAUGAAAUGUGUUUGGCUAGUUGAGCUUGAUGGCCUAUGGGAGUGAUAUAAUUUGAAUAAUUUGUACAUGAGUAUUUAAAAGAAAUUCUCUAGUAGUGUUCCAAUUGUUUUAACAUUACAAAUAAUUUCUCUUAUUUAUGGUAUUCCUAUUAGAAUGGUCUUAACAGCAGUUUUGACAUAAUUUUAGCAACACAAUUCUAUGCAUUACCUAAAGCAAAAAAAAAAUGCAACAAAAACAUAUAUUUUUGUUCAGCAUUAAAACAAAGAUUUUGCACCUUUAUUACUAAAAUCUACUGCUUAGUCAUCCACUGGUCAAUGCAAUACCUGUUACCAAACUGCCCAAAAAGCAGAGUAAUGUUAAUGAGCAUAGUAACAAUUGAUUUAAGUCAGUCAUUAAAAAAGUAAAUAGUGUCAUUUAGUACUUUGUUGUUUAUUAAUCUAUAAACCUUGCCAUUGCUUUUGAUUAAGUGAUCAAAUUUUAUGGUCUUCCAGCAUCUGGUUUCAACAUUAGCAACCAGGGUGAAAGUCACCAGCAACUUUUGGUUUGUUGACAAUUUUCCGUUUAUUAGCACUGUGAUUCAGACUUGGCCAAGUCUGCUCAUUCUUGCCAGCUCAUUAAACAAUCCAAGAGGUUUUUGGAUAGCAACCAGCCAUGGCAAAAUCCGGAAGGGUUUUCUUUUUAUUAGUUACAAAUCUAACAAAGUCAACGCAGUCGUGAAGAUAAAAAAAACAACAUAUUUCUUGGGCUGUGCACCUUAGAACUUGUCGACCGUCAUGAGAAAAUGACUUUUAGUUAAGAAUUUUUAGUAUUUCUGUUAGAUUUUCCUUAAGUGGUGGAUUUGUCUUUAGUUAUUUUCAUUUUUAUCAUUCUUCUUUAAAAUAUACUCAUGGUAUUUUUUUCGUUAUUAUUUCUAAAAUGUCAUUUUUGAGUUAAACAUGGUAACAGAAUUAAAAACUACCAACCGCUAAGUUUUAUUGCCCUUGAUUGUUAAUGUGCCUGGGCCACUUAAUGGUCACAGUAACAACAGUUUAAAAAAGUUCCCAUCAUAAAACUUGUUUAGGUUUUAGGUUGUUUAGAUAAGAUGCCAUAGAAACCGACUGGAGUUUUUCAAAUAGCCUUUUUAAGGGUACAGUAAUGGAUGGUAACCCCUUCCCCACCUGUUUCUGAGUAAUGUCAUGUGGUUUUAAAAAAAAAAGAGAGACUCCCUCAAG